AUGGAUAGCAGGAAGAAUUAUAGUGCAGUAAAUUCUUUUAACCGGUCUAAUUUCUUUGAUGUAUCUUUUACUUUCGAGAGCUUCAACAAUGUCAAGCAAUGGUUGAGUGAAGUAGACCGAUAUGCAAGUGAUAAUGUGAACAAACUUCUUGUUGGAAAUAAGUGUGAUCUCACAGCACAGAAGGUAGUUUCCACAGAGACAGCUCAGGCUUUUGCUGAUGAGAUUGGCAUACCUGUCAUGGAAACAAGUGCAAAAAGUGUCACUAAUGUAGAACAGGCUUUCAUGACUAUGGUUGCUUCAAUCAAGAACAGAAUGGCAAGCCAACCGGCAAGAGCGGUUGCUGUUAAUCUUGAAAGGACGAAGCUCUGUUGCCUUGAUGAUGAUUCUGAUGUGGAUCUGUGGUGA
Molecule: messenger RNA, 405 nt
Organism: Lycium barbarum (goji berry)
Lineage: Eukaryota; Viridiplantae; Streptophyta; Magnoliopsida; Solanales; Solanaceae
Product: ras-related protein RABD2c-like
Exons: 2
Coding region: 1-405 (134 amino acids)
Molecular function (GO): GTP binding; GTPase activity
Source: RefSeq, a predicted model, not a curated record